GGGAUUUGAAGUGUACAGGUAAUCGUCUAAAAUUUGUGUUUAUGCAUCGAAAACUACAACAUCCAAAAGCCCCUCCGACAUGUGGGGAGUCGGGUGUUUUCUUGUGUAACUCAGCAGGUAAAAUAUAACUGCACUCACGAUUGGUAGAGUGAUGUUUUGGCACUGCCAUUAGCUCAAGACAAGGACGACAACAACAUGGGAGACACAACCUGCAGUAAAGCUGUCCACUUGUCAGACCCACAGCUUUUCGACAGAUACUUUGAGAAGCUGCUGUGUGAGUUGACCGAGCUGGAUUUCACAGACCCGGUACUUUCUGAUGCUCUCUGCAGGCUCAAAGAGGUACUGCAGUACAAUGCCACAGGAGGCAAGAGGAACCGUGGCUUGUCUGUGAUCGGCUCACUGCGUCAGUUGAUCUCAUCCUCCAAGCUGUCACCUGAAGAAGUGGAGCGUGCCCUGUUAGUUGGAUGGUGCAUUGAACUGCUGCAGGCCUUUUUCUUGGUAGCGGAUGAUAUAAUGGAUGCCUCAGUAACACGGAGAGGUCAGCCGUGUUGGUAUAAGAAGGAAGGCAUUGGCCUGGAUGCUAUCAAUGAUGCUUUUCUCCUGGAGGGGUCCAUCUACCGCCUGCUGCGAAGGCAUUGCAGAGGGCAGCCCUACUAUGUCCAUUUGUUGGAGCUUUUUACUGAGACAUCGUUCCAGACAGAGCUGGGUCAAGCCCUUGAUCUGAUGACUGCUCCUCCAAAAAAGAUUGAUUUACACCGUUUUACCAUGGACAGAUAUAAAGCCAUAGUGAAGUACAAGACUGCAUUCUACUCCUUUUAUCUUCCAGUGGCUGCAGCAAUGUAUAUGGCAGGAAUUGACAGUGAAGUGGAACACAACAAUGCUAAACACAUCUUGCUUGAAAUGGGAGAGUUCUUUCAGAUUCAGGAUGAUUACUUGGAUUGCUAUGGUGAUCCUGCAGUAACAGGCAAGAUUGGCACAGACAUUCAGGACAAUAAGUGCAGCUGGCUUGUGGUGACUGCACUGAGGGUUAUGACCCCUGAGCAGAGGGUGGAGCUAGAGGCAUGCUAUGGCCGGAGUGAUGCUGAGAGCGUAGAGCGAGUGAAGGAACUUUACGACACUCUGGAAAUGCCUCUCCGAUACCACCAGUAUGAGGAAGAGAGCUACCUGCGACUCCAAAACCUCAUCCAGCAGCACGCACAAAAUCUUCCCCAUGCUGUUUUUCUUAACUUUGCCAAGAAAAUCUAUAAGAGAAACAAAUAAGGCAUAAUUUAUUUUAUUUUUAUUUUUUUUUGCAAGAGCAUGGAAAAGUAUGUUUAUAGCAAAACAGUAGAAAAUAGAAAGUAGUGCAUUUGAUCAUUGAUGUAAAUAUGUUCUCAAGAGUAGCUUUAGAAAUCUAUAUUUUUUCACACAAGCAUUGGCUCUUGAGCCCAAAAUCAAACUUUUGAGAGAUGCAUUUCCAUUGCAACAUAUCUAACGGUCAGUUAUAAUCAGCUCUAAUAUGUGAAAUGUUACAUUUGUCUUAGGACAUUUGUACAUUGUCCAAACCAAAAUAAUCUAAUUGAUUUUUUAUAUAUAUUUAUACUUGUUCUAUCAGUAAAGGCAACAGCUGUCUCGUGCACAGUGAGGUGAUGGAAUGUAGCCUUUAAAUUUAAUAGUAGAUUUCAGCUUCCUGCAGAGGGAAACAAAAUGCUGGUUACCAGGCAGUGAUUGGUACCAAUCUGAUCCGUCAAUCUGUUCUCCUCAGUGGGUUCUUUAUUUGGCUCUGUGCAUUGUUUAAAGGCUAAGCAACCACUGCUGAAGCAGAAAUGAACUCAAACAGAAAUCCCUAACUGUCCCCACUGUUUUCUGUUUGCCAACCCGUGAAAAUGGCAGUGGUAGGAUAAAUAGAGGUUUUCGAUGUGAACUGAUUAAUUACUGUAAAAAAUAGUUUUAAAGUAGUGGUAUUUUAUAAUAUACAACUAAAAUGAUGUUGUUACAAAUCCCACUGUUAACCUGUAUAGUAUCAAUAAAAAGAGAGGGUCACAUGA
Molecule: messenger RNA, 2027 nt
Organism: Tachysurus fulvidraco (yellow catfish)
Lineage: Eukaryota; Metazoa; Chordata; Actinopteri; Siluriformes; Bagridae
Gene: fdps
Product: farnesyl diphosphate synthase (farnesyl pyrophosphate synthetase, dimethylallyltranstransferase, geranyltranstransferase)
Exons: 10
Coding region: 196-1260 (354 amino acids)
Biological process (GO): trans, trans-farnesyl diphosphate biosynthetic process
Cellular component (GO): cytoplasm
Molecular function (GO): (2E,6E)-farnesyl diphosphate synthase activity; dimethylallyltranstransferase activity
Source: RefSeq, a predicted model, not a curated record